UCUUUGUUAGACAUCAAAAGACAGGUUCACUUUAUUGACAUUUGAGAUUGACAAGUUUGUUAAACUGAUUUGGUUUAAGAAAUACAGUCAUCGUACAAGCGUUAACAACUAAUGCAGCAUGGAAACCGCGGAACAGUCAGGACCUUGUAGCAAUAACCAAUCGACUGAUGCAUCAAGUAAUGCGCCUGCGGCGACAAAACCGGUAACAUCUGAAAUCAAGCCUAAGCUAUCUAAAGGUGUUGAAAAUGCAAAGAAAAGGCUCAGAGCCUUUUCUAUUCAGAAGAAGACCCCAAUGGCACCUAUAGUUGUUCCAAAGCCUUCAAGCACUGGUCAUACAACAGUUUUAAUUGGAAAGUUAAGUGGAGUGAAACCUUCAACGCCAAAGGUGGAUGAUGAGCAAAGGAAACUGCCAAGACCUCCGAAACCAGGUUCUAAUAAAAGGGUUUUAACAGAUUCUUAUAUUGAUCUUCAGAAAAAGACUUUAGCGGAGAUAGAAGACAUGAAACGUAAGAUGGAAUUAGUGGAAUUAGGUAUACCGUUGGGCUUGAUCUGCCCAACAUCAACUAGUGAGAAAGCCAUGCCAACUAAAGCUAUGCCACCUAUCAAACAUUUUCUAGAUCCAGCAAAAGUGGACGAAAUCAUAAAAGAGGCAAAGAAAGCCAGAGAUGAAGGUAGAAAAUAUAAGUUUGACUAUCAAAAGAUAUUACCGGAUUACGAUAAUCCUUUUCAACGUAAAAAGGAAGAAGAUAAAAAUAAAAUUCUGGAAUUUCGAGAUAAAGAUUUUGACAGAGAGAAGAAAAGAAGCGAUAGAUAUAGUCGUCAUUCAGAUUACAGACGCGAAGAAAGAGAUAAAUAUAAAUAUAGAGAGAAGGAAAAAGGUAGAGAGAAAAGUAAAGAAAGAGUUUGCGAUUCAGAUGACGUUAAAAAAGAUGAAAAGGAGGCUAACGUUAAUUUAAAUGAUUAUUUAGUAUGCGAUAGUUGGUCAUUAGAUAAUGAAGAGAAGACAUCAAGUCCAAGAGUUGAAGAAAAAACUGCUAAAAACACAAUAAAACAUCAAACUGACACUAAAUAUGCGAAAGCUAUAAACGAACAAGUAAGAGAUAGCGUAUUGAAGAAACAAGAUAAACUGAAGGAAUUUAUAAGAGAUAGUCCAAUACGACCUAUAAAAAUAGAGAAAUUACAACCAGUUAUAGACUCGUUUAAAUUUGAAAUAGAUCCAAAUGAUGAAAUGUUGGAUAUAUUUGAUGUUGAAUCAGGAAAAGAAAAAUACGCCCAGAAAACUAAAGAUCUCUCUAUAUAUUCUCCAACGGAUUUAAAGUCCGAAGACUACGAACAAGAUACAUCGAAAGAUGCAUCAAUGGAGGAUGGGAAUGAUGAUACAUUCUUGGAAUCUAUUAUAAAUGAGAUAAAACAGGAAGAUAUGAGUGAUGAUAUCAGUCAAGAUAAAGGAUUGGUUGAAUAUGAUUCUCCAAUGAAAGAAGAAACAGAAGUACGAACGUCGGAUCCUAGAUUAUCAGUAACCCCGGAAUUAAAUGAUAAAAUGAAAUAUCAACAGAGUCAAAGAAGUGAUUAUUCAGAUGGAUAUCGUUCGAGUGAAAGUGGAUAUAAAACCAGUGAUACCACCGAGAGUGGAUAUAAAUCUAUGGAUAGUUUCAGUCUAUCAAUAGACAAGGAUUUAGAAGAGUCUAUGGAAGGGAAAAUGUCGAAAUCGACAGUUGAUUCAUUGGAGACAUGGAGUUUUGUGUUAAAGAUUUGCCAACCUAUACUGUUUAGACAUGACAAAAAUAAAUGUUACAGAGAAACUCGGACGGUACCAAAAUUGUGGUAUACCGAGAACCCAAAGUUGUGCAACUGUGUAAAAGAUCGUGGUGUUGUGUACGAAGAGUUGAACAUGUGUAAAAUGAACCUUGUUGAUAGAGUGUACGGUUGUGACCAAAUCCCAGACGCGCCUGCGUCAAAGUCCCGCAACUGGUACCCCCGUCCCCAUCUCUGUCUGACAGAGACACACACUAUACCUGUCUCCAACGAGUGGGAGGGAGACGACAUCAGUCAGACCGAGGUCUGCACACAAGAAGACAGAAGAAGAUCCAACACUCCACUCAGAAGCGAAGAAGUAUUACUCGAUAGAGAGUAUCAGAGGUUCAUGAAAGCUGUAUGGCCGGAAGUGGAGUCUAGGAACGAAACACCUCGCAGCACAACGCCGGUGAAAGAAGAUGUUAGGAAGAAGAAGAAAGAUGUAGAAGUUGAGAAGGAGAUUGAAGCUAAGAAAAAGAAGGAGGAAGGAACUUCGGUCAGGAAGAUGAAACAACUGAGCAGUGAGGGUUGGAGCCAGGAAUCAGAUGUAGAAGAAGAAAUGGAAAAGAGCAAAAAAAUGAAAAUCGAUAAAGAAAAACUCCGUAAACGUAAGAGAUCUUUAUCCAGUCUUUCAUCGGAGAGUGAGCCGGAUGCGAAAAAAAGAAAAAAGAUCUUAAAAAAGAAAGCUCUUAAAAAAACUAAAUCGAAAUCUGCAAAGAAACGUCGUAUUGGAAAGAAGAUAUUAAAGAAAUUAAAAGAAAAGGAGAAGAAAAAGAAGAAACAGAGUAAAAUUGAGAGAAUCGAUGAAUCAGAAGACGAAGAUAGUGAUAGAAAAAAUAUUAAAAAAUCUAAAAAGAAAAAACUACAGAAACAAAAGAAGAAUUUGAAACGAAAGAAGAAGGAAGAAUCAACAAGUAGUUCGUCAUCUUCCAGUUCUGAAAGUAGUACUGAUGAAUCAGAGAAGAAGGCUAAGAAGAAAGCAGAAAGUAAAAAGAAGAAAGAAAGGAAGCGUAAGAGGAAGACAUCCUCAUCAGAUUCUGCUCAAAGCGAAGAGUUAUUUGACGUUAAUAUACUAAAUAAUAUUAAAACGGAACGUCUCACUGAUGAUGAAAAAAGUAAAACAUUAAUGAACUUCUCACCGAGAAGACAACAGAAGCCAAGAGAAAUUAUAAAUGUCAAAGAAUUACAGAAUGAUUUCGUUGGUAAUAAUAUACAUAUUAAGAAGGAAGUGAUAGAAGAUUAUCCUCUAUCACCUAAAGUAACAGAAUCUCAGAAAAAUGUACCAGAAAAAGAAAAGGAACAAAUUAUAUCAAAUGAAGAGACAGAAAAUGUAACUAAAAUUACAGAAGUUAUCGAUGAAGAGGAUAAAGAACAAGAACAAAUUGAAAUAAAGGAGCCAGAAGCUAAGGAAACACCAAUCACAGUGCCUCAAAUAUCACCAAAUUCAAUACCACAAAACAUGCCACCACAAACAAUUUCUAACAUAGAAGUGAUACCAACAAUAUCUCCAAUACCACAAAGGUCACAAAUAAAACCAGUAAUGGACGAAUCGAAUAUGUCUCUCUGUUCAUCCCAAGAGUCGGUAUGCAGCGUGAAGCCGUAUGAAAAAGACGAUAGCCAUUUAAGACCUUCCUCACAGAAUUCAAACUAUAGUUUCAAUGAUGUGAUCAGUGCGAGCCAAAGUGGACUUUAUUUGAAGCAAAUAGAGUCUGUUGUUGAGUGUGAAGAUAACCAUGAAAAUUACCAACAAGAUAAUUAUGAAAUGUAUGAACAUUUGGCCAUGGCUUACCAAAGUGAUGUCGCCAGUCAGCAAGCGUCUCCUCCUGGUGUGGGAGGCGAGCAGCGCAUUGAGACAGUGGUGCGCGUGCGCAGCCGCGGUGAGAUCAAGUGCGACUGGCGGCCCGGCCUCGCACCACCCCGGGAACAACCGCCACCAGACAGACCUUCCAGAUGGGGUUUAAAACCCGGAGAGGUGAAUAUUGUACUUACUGGUGGGAGCGAGAGCGCGCAGACAGAAGUACCAACAUCACAACAAGAAGAAAUUCAACAACAAACACAACAACAACUGGGAACAACUCCGCUGCCAUCUCCUCAACCUGUCUACAAAAUACAGAGCCUUGCUAAUCGCACAGACACGGCUACAGGAAUAACUAACGGAUACGACGAAGCGUACAUGGACAUGUACGGAGCGUCAGACAGGCUGCAGUACGGGGACUGCUUCUCUGAGGCGCAGCAGGACGCCGCACGUCUCAGCACGCUCGAUGCCAGGAUAGACCACGCGCUUAAGACUACUGUACUGGGCGAGGUGGCGAAAGAAGAUUCACCUCCCGACCCUGAGAAAGACGCGCCGGAGAAAGGAAUACUCGUCGUGUCCGGUGAAGCAGGUCGCGGCGGAAAGCGCGUUAGCUUUGCAGAUGGAUACAAGCCCGGACAGGACUCGGAUGUCGAGGAACCACCUGUUAAGAAGCGACGCAAGGUGCGGCGAGUGGGCUGCGCGUGGCCCUGCCCCGCCGCGCACCCCGACCACGUGCCGCUGUGGGAUGCCCUGCCCCCGCCCCCACCCCCGCCCGGCUCCCCGCCGCCCCGCACCGCGCACCCGCCGCCCCUGCAUCUGCUGCGACCUCAUCCCGCACACCCCCCACACCCCGCACUCACACUGCCUCCCGCCCUGCGCAAACUGGAUCCAAACGUGACGUUACCACUGUUCAUACCAUCAGAGCCGCCGCCUGCGCUCAUCAGGUUCCCCUAGCAUCCGCUCACACCCCUACUGCUGCUCAAAUAUAGAUUAUAAUCUGAUGUCUGUACAGUCAGCUGCAAAAACACCGUAGCAGAUCAGAUAUCCAAAUAUAUAGGAACUCUUAAAUUUUUCAAGUGUAGAAGUACAACAAAAGUCGUCAAAUUAAUAGAUACAUUUACUAUGCACAAAUACAUCGGAUCAAGUCUUUCCCAAAGUGGGCGAUAACGCCCCCUUGUGGGCGCUGCAGGUCUCAAGUUGCGGGUUAUAGUAAAAGUUU
Papilio xuthus (Asian swallowtail) is the source of this 4808-nucleotide messenger RNA. RefSeq lists its product as uncharacterized. The record is from RefSeq and is a predicted model, not a curated record. The transcript has 20 exons. The coding region runs from base 119 to 4543 and encodes 1474 amino acids. Lineage: Eukaryota; Metazoa; Arthropoda; Insecta; Lepidoptera; Papilionidae.